Australozyma saopauloensis is the source of this 2562-nucleotide messenger RNA. Its product is annotated as RNA-binding ribosome biosynthesis protein. The coding region runs from base 1 to 2562 and encodes 853 amino acids. Gene Ontology annotation, biological process: poly(A)+ mRNA export from nucleus; nuclear mRNA surveillance. Gene Ontology annotation, molecular function: mRNA binding. The transcript has a single exon. Gene Ontology annotation, cellular component: ribonucleoprotein complex; cytoplasm; nucleus. Lineage: Eukaryota; Fungi; Ascomycota; Pichiomycetes; Serinales; Metschnikowiaceae. The record is from RefSeq and is a predicted model, not a curated record.
AUGUCUCGUUUGAUUGUCAAAGGGCUUCCGAAGUACCUUACUGAAGAUAAGCUCAAGUCUCACUUUGCCAAAGAGGGCAAUGUUACCGAUGUCAAGCUUAUGAAGAAGAGAAACGGCGAGUCUCGUCAGUUUGCUUUCAUUGGAUACAAGUCCGCUGCGGACGCCGACAAGGCUGUUUCGUUUUUCAACCGUUCAUACAUCGACACUGCCAGAAUCGAGGUGCUGCUUGCAAAGACCUUUUCGGACCCAACUGUGCCCAAGGCAAUUCGCGAGAAGCGCAAGAUCAUGGAACAGAAUCUAAUAGAAAAAGAAGAGAGACUUGUGCGUGAGCAGGAGGAGCAACAGGAAAGAAAGAGACAGAGACACGACCACAGAUCGAAACUUGACGACGAGAUCUCUGCCAAUCCAAAGUUGAAGGAAUUCAUUGAAACAAUGAAGCCAUCUUCCCAAACUCAAUCCUGGAAAAAUGACUCCCUUGCAGAUGGUUCAGGUGCUCCCUCAGCUAAGGCUUUGGAAGAGGCCCUUGCUCAACAGGACGGUCUGUCUGCCGCCAAAAUUGACGAAGAUAAAUACACAAUGGCCACUGUUGAAGAUGCCGCCAGUGAUGAUGAGUAUGAGGCUUUCAACAAGAAUGAGGAGAGCGACGAGGAGGAGAUGAUUCCUCUCUCCAAGCCAGAAGAGCCAGUUUUCGAUGAAGCAGCUGAAAAUGAAGAAGUCGACGAAGAGUCAAAUGCCGCUGCAAAAAAUCCGGCCGUGUCGGACUUCGACUGGCUUCAAGAGAAGCGUGUUAGAAUCAAGGAGAACGGUGAAGUGGCCACCUCCUCUGAGGCUCAAAUCACCGAAACCCAAACACAAUCGGAUAAGCCUGUCGCGUCAGAGAAACCAAAAAGUCGUGUGAGAUCGGAGCCUAAACCUGCGGUAGAUCCGGAACAGGUUAUUGUCAACAAAAUCACAGAGACCGGCCGUCUUUUCAUUAGAAACAUUCUUUACGACUCAACUGAAGAAGAGUUCAAAGAGCUUUUCUCAAAAUUUGGCCCUCUCACUGAAGUACACAUUGCCAUCGAUACUAGAACAGGUAAAUCGAAGGGUUUUGUGUAUGUACAAUUCUCAAACAACGAAGACGCAGUUCUGGCUUACCGUGCUCUUGACAAGCAGAUUUUUCAAGGUCGUUUACUACACAUUCUUCCUGGUGAAGCUAAAAAAGACCACAAACUUGAUGAGUUUGCUAUCAAAAAUUUGCCUUUGAAGAAGCAAAGAGAGUUGAAAAAGAAGGCACAGGCUGGUAAACAGCAAUUCAACUGGAACUCUCUUUUCCUCAACAACGAUGCCGUUUUGGAUACUGUCGCACUGAAAAUGGGUAUAAGCAAAGCACAAUUGAUUGAUCCUCAGAGCUCCAGUUCUGCCGUCAAACAAGCCUUGGCUGAAGCUCACGUUAUUGGCGAUGUUCGUAAAUACUUUGAAGAGCACGGUGUUGAUUUGACUACAUUUGGAGGAAAGGAGCGUGAUGAUAAGAUUAUCCUCGUCAAGAAUCUUGCUUUCGGCACCACAAGUGAAGAAAUCGGAGAGCUUUUCGCCGAGUAUGGAGAGCUCAAACGUGUGCUUAUGCCUUCGGUCGGAACUAUGGCAAUUGUUGAAUUCAGAGACUCGCCCGGCGCUAGAGCCGCGUUCACAAAAUUGGCAUACCGUAUGUUCAAGAAGGCAAUCCUUUAUUUGGAGAAAGGUCCUAAAGACUUGUUCACUCGUGAGCCAAGACUUGGUGAGACGGUUGAUAUUGUCAACGAUGAUGAAGAUGAGGAGGAUGCAGUUGCUGCUAAGAUCACUGCGAACGAUGUCAUGGACGAUGAUUCGGACGCUGAAAACAAGGUCAUUGAAGAUGGUCCUACCGUGUCUAUAUUCGUCAAGAACUUGAACUUCACCACGACAAGCGCUCAGCUCUCGGACGUGUUCAAGGAUUUGCCAGGUUUCGUUGUUGCAGUCAUUAAGACUAAGCCAGAUCCUAAGGACGCCCAAAAGACUCUCAGUAUGGGUUUUGGUUUCGUUGAAUUCAGAACAAAGGACAAUGCUGAGGUCGCUAUCCGUACAUUCGACAACCAUGUUCUCAACGGUCACCGCAUGCAAUUGAAAUUAUCUCACAGAAAGUCUGGUACCAGCAAGACUGACAGAUCGGCAUCUGAGAAGACCAACAAAAUCAUCAUCAAGAACUUGCCAUUCGAAGCUACUAGAAAGGAUGUGUUGGAGUUGUUUGGAACGUAUGGUCAAGUCAAAUCCGUUCGUGUCCCCAAGAAAUUCGACAAGUCUGCCAGAGGUUUUGCUUUCGUGGAGUUUACAUUACUUAAGGAGGCUGAGGAUGCUAUGAACCAAUUGGAAGGUGUCCAUUUGUUAGGAAGAAGAUUGGUGAUGCAAUAUGCUGAGAAGGUCUCAGAGAACGCUGAAGACGAGAUUGAGAAGAUGACACAAAAGGUCCGCAAACAAGCUGCGUCGAGAGAGUUUGCCGCAGUCAAGUCCGUCGGUGUUGGCAAAAUGCAAUUGGAAGAGUCCGAGGAUCCAUUUGACCAGAUAUAA